AUGGCCUCUUCAAAGGUACUGCCGACUGGAAAUCCAACAUUCUUCACGGCCUUUGAGCCAACACCGUCUAUCGAUGUCUACAAAUGCAGGGUCGCUCCCGAAAUCCCAUACGCGCAAUCAUUCCAAUUCGGUGUCCUCCGGCUCGCUCAUCCCAAGCCACCGGGUGACACGUCGGAAGAGCGUCUCUACGAAUACCGUCAGCAAUGUCGCCGCAAUGGUGGCCGCAGUGAGAGAGGCGGGAGGAGACGCUUCAUUGGGGAUGCCCAUCGCCAGCCGGCGAAACACAAUGUCCAAGACCUGCCGAGCCACAGAAUGCGGAUGGCAUCGAGCGGGAAAUCGGACCGGGGCGAGAGUGCGAUUGACGACGACCAGAACGACGACAUGGAGGACGAGGAAACAUCGGGCUUCAAACAAUCGCGGAUGAGAAGGGCCAGCGAGGGCCAACACCUCAUGAAGGAUGGCAAGAAAUCUAGUGGCGGUGAUCUCAAGUGUGACAAGUGUGGAAAGGGAUACAAGCACAGCAGUUGCUUGACCAAGCAUUUAUGGGAGCAUACACCAGAAUGGUCUUACACUUCCAAAUUGCUCAUCUCAAAGCACCAGCAGGUGCAGCUUUUGGAAGCCGCCUCCGUCCUGGUAGCCAUGAACCAGGAUGGCACUACCCCUCCGGAUUCCGCUAAGGAUUUCCAGAGCGAUCAGGACUCGGCAUCCCCAGCAGCCUCGGGUUCGUCCGAACCCAACGACCGGGCCAGCUCGGCAGAUACGACGCCCCCUCCCCACGCAGACAUGUCCAAUGUCUAUGCCAAUGGAUCAUACACCGGUAGACACAAGAGAUACGGUAGCGGGAUUGGCUUCUCUCGCUCAUACCAAUCUGCACCUUCGGCCAAUCCUCAACAAGGCGGAAGUGUGCCCAUAGGAUCUGGCUUCGGGCAUUAUCGCCAACCAAGCCACGAGCGCCGCCCACCAUCGUCUGGCAUCAGCCGUAAUAUGGAGGAUGAUGGGUUGGCGGCUGCUGUCGAACUCCUGUCUUGCAGCUUCGGAAGCGCUGGAACCCCUCGGUCUAUUCCCGUUACGCUUCCGGAGGAUGCUCCACCUGUGCCUCAUAUCCCGGCACAAUACCUCAGUCAAGAUGCGUUCUCGGGAUCCGCAUUGACCCCGAAUCAACACCCUCGACAGCCUGAGAGCUACACCCGUCACCGUGUCCACCUCGAUGGAGAUGUAAAGAUGGACGAGAGCGAGGAGAGCGUCGUAGAUGACGAUGACUAUGACCGUCGGUCGAGGGGCCGUAGCGACGAAGAUGACGAUGGUGUUUUCGGUCGUAUGGAGGAGUAA
Venustampulla echinocandica is the source of this 1329-nucleotide messenger RNA. RefSeq lists its product as uncharacterized. The transcript is spliced from 4 exons. The record is from RefSeq and is a predicted model, not a curated record. Bases 1 to 1329 code for a protein of 442 amino acids. Lineage: Eukaryota; Fungi; Ascomycota; Leotiomycetes; Helotiales; Pleuroascaceae.